This is a messenger RNA of Osmia bicornis bicornis, 1558 nucleotides long. Its product is annotated as methyltransferase-like protein 22. Lineage: Eukaryota; Metazoa; Arthropoda; Insecta; Hymenoptera; Megachilidae. Gene Ontology annotation, biological process: protein methylation. Bases 298 to 1134 code for a protein of 278 amino acids. Gene Ontology annotation, molecular function: protein methyltransferase activity. The record is from RefSeq and is a predicted model, not a curated record. The transcript has 7 exons. Gene Ontology annotation, cellular component: nucleus.
CAGUCAGUAGAUCGUGGUUAAUGCGUGGCAUCACCAUUCAUCGUGGGAGUUGCUGAUUGGCUAACAUUACAUUUCAGAAUCUGGAGAGAUAAACAUAUUUUGUACUUUUUGUAUGGAUCCAAGUUCACGAUAAUAUUUGUUUAUUACUAUAUAUAUUUAUGUUAUCAUGGUCACAUGUGUGCAACGAAAAAGAAAACAAAUGAUACUUAUCUGCACUAUUUUAAACAAAUAACAGAUAGUGGAGCUGUCUUGCAUUAUCUUUAAAAUAAGGAAAUUAAUGUGAAUUUGUUGGCAAAGAUGACAUCGUAUACAGUAACAUCUGAAAUAUUUACAGAAAAUAACAAUUCUUCUAUAAAAAUAAAAAAUAAUUGUGCAAUAACUAACUUUAUUUUUAAGUAUCCAUCUUAUAUGAUAAAACCAAAAUAUAUCAAUGAAGGUAUAAUUUAUGACAAAGAUGAUGACAUAGAUGUAAAUAGGCAACAAAAGGGAAAAUUAGGAAUAGAACACUACAUAUCUACAGAAUUGCAACAUGUUGGAUUACAAGUAUGGCGAGGUGCCCUGUUAUUAGCUGAUUAUAUUUUAUCCAAUCCUGAUUUGUUCAAAGAUAAAGUAGUUUUAGAAUUAGGUGCUGGAGUUGGCUUAACUAGCAUAGUAGCCAGUUUUCUGGCUAAAGAAGUAAUUUGUACAGAUGUUGAUAUCAAAGGGAUAUUGAAAUUAAUACGUAGAAAUUUUAUACGAAAUAAUACUUAUGUUAAAUCUAAACUUUAUAUUAAAGAAUUGGAUUUUUUAAAUUUAAAAUGGCCAACAUUUUAUGAAGAAAGAAUAAAUGAAGCAACCAUUAUUUUAGCUGCAGAUGUAAUUUAUGAUGAAAAUAUAACAAACGGAUUCGUCCAAACAUUAGCAAAGCUUCUGAAUUCAGAAACAUCAAAAACUGUCUACAUUUCUUUAGAGAAAAGAUACGUAUUUACUACAGCUAACAUGGAUACUAGUGCACCAAUGUUUGAAGAAUUUCUAAACUGUAUUGAAAAACAGCAAUUCAAUUGGCAUAUUGAAUAUAUUAAAAUAGAUUUUCCACAAUACUUUAAAUAUGAUAGAGUAAAACAAAUGAUUCUUAUAAAAAUAGAAAACAAAUAAGUGAAAUAACUUAAUAUAUGAUAGUAAUGUGCAUGUACAUAUAUGAACUAUAAUUUCAAACAGUAUUAAAUAAGAGGUUUAAGAAAAUGUACGUGAUCUAGGAUAUAGCUAAUGGCAAUAAGAAAAUAAUUUACAUUUUCAUUCAUUUGUUUAAUCAUGACAAAAGUAUAUGCAAUUUUAUAAAAGGAUGUAUAUAUUUUUAAAAUAAUAAAUACUUAUAUUUUUAUGUAUGUAUUAAAAUCAUUGUUAUUUAUAAUCGUAAUAAUGUUAAAACAUAUGAUAACUUAAUUAACUGUAAAUUGAUUUCUGUAUACGUGUAAGAAUUCAACUGUCAAAGGAAGUUAUUUAAUUACCAAUAGCACUUUGUAAUUUAUUAUUACGUUUAGAAGAAUAAAGAAAGAAUUUUGACGAUUUCAAAUAAAAA